Messenger RNA from Penicillium daleae, 1266 nucleotides. RefSeq names its product putative DnaJ domain protein (Mas5). Gene Ontology annotation, cellular component: cytoplasm. The transcript has 5 exons. The record is from RefSeq and is a predicted model, not a curated record. Gene Ontology annotation, molecular function: Hsp70 protein binding. The annotation marks the transcript as partial. NCBI's taxonomy places the organism in Eukaryota, Fungi, Ascomycota, Eurotiomycetes, Eurotiales, Aspergillaceae. Gene Ontology annotation, biological process: protein refolding.
GCUGAAAUCGAAGUCGACCUCUAUGAGAUCCUAGGGAUCCACCGAGGCGCGAGUGCCGAUGAGAUUCGCAAGGCCUACCGGAAGGCCGCUCUUGCCCACCAUCCCGACAAAGUUCCCGAAGACGAGCGCCCCGCAGCUGAAGCCAAGUUCAUCAGUGUUCAGAAGGCCUACGAGAUUCUCUCCGAUGAUGAUAAACGCCACCUCUACGAUACACAUGGCAUGUCUGCCUUCAACGGUUCCGGUGAGCCUGGCAUGGGCGGUGGCAUGGGAGGCAUGCCUCCAGGCUUCGAAGAGAUGUUCGCCGAGAUGUUCAGCGGAGGCAUGGGCGGUAUGCCUGGGAUGGGCGGCAUGGGUGGUAUGGGUGGCAUGCCCGGAGGCGGCCGACCCCGGAGAAGCCCAGAUGAAGAGCAAGAGUAUGAGGUCAGUUUGGAGGAACUAUACAAGGGCAAGACUGUCAAAUUUGCCAGCACCAAGAACGUGAUUUGCAGCCUGUGCAAGGGUAAGGGUGGAAAGGAGAAGGCCACGGCCAAGAAGUGCUCCACUUGUGACGGUCACGGCCUUCAGGAGGUGAUUACCCAGAUGGGACAGUUCCUUACCAAGCAGACGCGCCCUUGCUCCGUGUGUAACGGCCAGGGUUCGUUCUUCAGCCCCAAGGACAAGUGCAAGAAGUGCAAGGGAAAGCGGACAAUCGAGGAGAAGAAGAUGCUGGAGAUCUACAUUGCUCCUGGUUCUCGCGAGGGUGAGAAGAUUGUCCUGGAAGGCGAGGCGGACCAAAUUCCAGACCGUGAAAACGGCGACAUCGUGUUCAAGCUGGUCCAGGAGGAGCACGAAGUCUUCGACCGAGCUGGCUCUGAUCUGCGAGCAGCUAUCGACAUCACUCUGGCCGAGGCCUUGACUGGGUUCUCGCGUGUUGUGUUGAAGCAUCUCGAUGGGCGUGGUAUUGAGAUCACUCACCCGGCCGGCAAGGUUCUGUCCACCGGGCAAGUGCUCAAGGUCCCCGGUGAGGCGACUCUCGGGGGUGAUCUCUACUUGGCUGUGAACGUCAAGUUCCCUGAUGAGUUGUGGAAUCCCACUCCUGAGGUGUUGGAGAAGCUGAAGGAGCUGCUUCCCAAGCCCGACCCGGCCAUCGAAGCCACUACCGUUGACGAGGUCGAGUACGACCCCAACGGCAACAUGGACGAUUUCGGUGCUCGAGACGCCCAGGGCGGUUCGGCCUGGGUUGACGACGAUGAUGACGAGGAGCCAGCGCAGUGCGCGGCCCAGUAA